Aspergillus melleus is the source of this 2094-nucleotide messenger RNA. RefSeq names its product putative GABA permease. Gene Ontology annotation, molecular function: transmembrane transporter activity. The record is from RefSeq and is a predicted model, not a curated record. Gene Ontology annotation, cellular component: membrane. Gene Ontology annotation, biological process: transmembrane transport. NCBI's taxonomy places the organism in Eukaryota, Fungi, Ascomycota, Eurotiomycetes, Eurotiales, Aspergillaceae. The transcript is spliced from 2 exons. Bases 700 to 2094 code for a protein of 464 amino acids.
CUGUCAAUUCCUGAAUCGCCGCCCACUGCCAGUGGCACCUGCAAAAUUUAUUAGCUAACGGAAUCAAAACAUGGCGACCCCCCACAUCCUGUCAGCAUUCUUAUCAAGUUAUCGCUCAUGUCAUUCUUGUACUCCAAGUCUGAGUAAUGCAACUUAGUCUUUUAUCAGACAAAGAAAUGGGCAGCCCUGUCUGGCUUUUGAUUUGCUCCCCCGCAAAACGAGCUCCACCCAUCGCCCCGAGUUUCUCUAUCGGGUAAGCAUCUACAUCACCCUUCUUAUCGCCCUCGGCUUCUACAAUCUACUAUCUCGACCCAGCAGUCAUUCUCCGGGGAAGCGAUGGACCCACGUAGGUGGUCUGCUGCUUUAAAUAAGAUGUCGACUAUGCUUGUCCCAAGGAUGAGUUGAUUUCACUAGCUUGAGGGACCAGGUUCCGAUUGUUGUCACUAUGGCAGAAAACGACGAAAAAACGAAGGUGUUCGCCCCUUCGACACGGGAGGAUGCUCUCGUCGAGCAAUUGGGCUACGAGCAAGAGCUGAAACGAACGUUUGGGUUACUCGGCAUGAUUGGAUUCAGUUUCAGUGUGGUCACAUCGUGGGUUACCCUCCUCUUCUUCCUGACUGUGCGUUUGCUAACAACUGUAGAUGGACCGCUUUGAGUGGUGUCUUCAUCGUCGGCGUCAAAUCUGGCGGCCCCCCUGUCAUGGUCUUUAGUUUUAUCGCCGUCUGCUUCCUCACCCUCGCCGUUGCUAUCCCCAUGGCCGAAAUGUGCAGUAUGUAUCCUGUUGCUGGAGGACAGUAUUCGUGGGUUGCGGCACUUGCGCCUCCACGGAUAGCCAGAGGACUGUCCUACAUUAGCGGAUGGUUUAUGCUUAUCGGCAUCCUUGCAAUGGGAGCAACAAAUAACUCCAUCGGCGCCAAUUUCAUCCUCGGCAUGGCCAACCUUGUCUUCCCCCAAUACACAAUCCAACGCUGGCAGACUGUACUCGUCGCCUACUGUGUGGCCUUUAUCUCGGCUUCGGUCAAUAUAUGGGGACCUCAUCUUCUCAACCGGAUCGCUCGAUUCAUCCUCAUCUGGAACGUCGGUUCGUUCUUGAUCACUAUGAUCACCCUCCUCGCCACGAACGACAACAAGCAGUCCGCGUCAUUUGUCUUCCACGACUUCCAAAACUUCACAGGCUGGGGGUCCUCUAUGGCUGCUAUCGUCGGCAUACUUCAAGCUUGUUUCGGCAUGUGCUGCUACGACGCCCCAUCACAUAUGACCGAGGAGAUGAAGUCCGCGUCGAAGGAAGCUCCCAAAGCAAUCAUCCUCUCCGUGAUCCUUGGCGCAGUCACCGGCUUCGCAUUCCUAUUGACCCUUUGCUUCUGUAUCGGCGACAUCGACACCACGGCGAACACGUCCACCGGUGUCCCUGUUAUUCAGAUCUUCUACGACUCCACAGGAAGCAAAGUAGGGACGUGUUUCCUGUCCAGCAUGAUCGCCGUGAUUGUUCUUGUCGCGGGGAACAACCUCCUGGCCGAGGGAUCACGAUCCGUGUAUGCCUUUGCCCGAGACAACGGAUUACCAUUCUCCUCCAUCCUGGCCAAAGUCGACCCAAAGCGCCAAGUCCCCGUCAACGCGGUCCUUCUCACCCUAGUCGUGCAGUUAGCUCUUGACGCUAUCGACUUCGGCACGACGACCGGUUUCGAAACCGUCAUUGCCAUCUCUACCGAGGGGUUCUACGUCUCUUACGCGAUCGCACUCGCCUCUCGUCUCAUGGGCUACAUGACAUCGCAUAACCCAACCAUGAAAGGACCAUUUGCACUUCCGACGUCCGUGUCCAUCGCGCUGAAUGUUCUGGGUCUUUUGUUUUUGCUCUUCGCAGCUAUCACGUUCAACUUCCCUACGUCUUACCCUGUGACUCAUAAUUCCAUGAAUUAUACUUCUGCGGCAGUGGGCUUGAUUGCGUUGAUUGCUGUCGUGACGUGGGUUGUGACGGGGAGGAAGAGGUUUACGGGUCCACCGGGGAUGAGGGUUUUGGAUGGUUGUGAGGGGGUGAGGCAGAUAGAUUUGAAUGUUGGUGCCGAUGAGGGUAAUGAAAAGGGUGAGAAGAGCUAG